AUGGCCUUGAUGCACCAGGAGCACAUUCAGCCAGGCAUGUGCACAAAUGGCCAAGAAGCCCAGAGUCACACAUGCUGGUGUCUACCUUCAAAUGAUGCAACUGGAAAUGUCCCUUCUAACAUGUCUGGGGGCUGGGUGAGCCCAGGAAUCCUUACACAUUCAGAAUGCCAACUCCCAGAACCAUGCAACGCACAGGUAGAGGGAAAUAGCUGCAGUGAUUGCUCUCUAUGGAAAAUCUUCCUGGCUUGUCUUUUAGCCUCUAUACAAACAACAGCAAUUGGAGUACUUAUACUAAGCUUAGUGAAUAGAAAUAAUUCCCCUAUUGUUAUCUAG
This is a messenger RNA of Nannospalax galili (Upper Galilee mountains blind mole rat), 333 nucleotides long. RefSeq names its product dynactin-associated protein-like. The record is from RefSeq and is a predicted model, not a curated record. Lineage: Eukaryota; Metazoa; Chordata; Mammalia; Rodentia; Spalacidae. Bases 1 to 333 code for a protein of 110 amino acids. Gene Ontology annotation, cellular component: Golgi apparatus; plasma membrane. The transcript has 3 exons. Gene Ontology annotation, biological process: activation of protein kinase B activity.